Rhodotorula toruloides NP11 is the source of this 492-nucleotide messenger RNA. Its product is annotated as NTF2-related export protein 2. Gene Ontology annotation, biological process: protein import into nucleus. Bases 1 to 492 code for a protein of 163 amino acids. Gene Ontology annotation, cellular component: nuclear pore central transport channel. The transcript has 6 exons. The record is from RefSeq and is a predicted model, not a curated record. NCBI's taxonomy places the organism in Eukaryota, Fungi, Basidiomycota, Microbotryomycetes, Sporidiobolales, Sporidiobolaceae.
AUGAACCCACUCGGCGCGCCUGUCGCAGCUGCGUCUAUCGAGGCAAUCGUAGUCAACUCGGCUAGGGUCGCAGAGCAGUUUGUCGCGCGCUACUACGCCGCACAAGACCUCGAACCGACCGAACGCGCACUGCAAGUCCAGGCCUUCUACGCACCGACCGCACGGGUGACUUGGAACGGCAACCCCAUCGCCUAUGCCGACCUGCCCGCCUUCCUCCAGCAAAUGCCCAAGAGCGCGCACGAGACGCAGGCCUUUGACUGCCAUCCUAUCUCUGGCUCGGCAAAUGGCGCAGCUCCUCCCUCGCUCGUCGUCACAGUCACCGGCCAGGUCUCGCACGGCCCAAACCCAACUCCUGCCGCCGGCUCCAUCAACCCCAAGAACUUCGACCACCUCCCCCGCGUAUUCAGCCAGUCGUUCAUACUCGUCUACACCGACCCAACGCGCGGCGAGGAUGGCUACUCGAUCGUGUCCGACUCGUUCAGGUUCUGCUGA